This is a messenger RNA of Amaranthus tricolor (Joseph's coat), 2556 nucleotides long. Its product is annotated as CSC1-like protein At3g54510. The transcript has 11 exons. Gene Ontology annotation, cellular component: plasma membrane. The record is from RefSeq and is a predicted model, not a curated record. The coding region runs from base 179 to 2272 and encodes 697 amino acids. NCBI's taxonomy places the organism in Eukaryota, Viridiplantae, Streptophyta, Magnoliopsida, Caryophyllales, Amaranthaceae. Gene Ontology annotation, molecular function: calcium-activated cation channel activity.
AAACCGUUGACCUGUAAAACAGUAAAAACAAUACCAUUACUCCAUCAACCGUCUGCAACUCCACUACACCACCCGUCUGCGCCGCCACACCAGCCUCCGACCCACCGUCAACCUGCACAGCAUCAAACCAAUAUAUUCAAGUCUUGCAGCUUCUGCAGCGAUUAAUAUAGGUUUAGCAAUGGCGGUUCUCUGCAUUUUCUCCAUUCUUAAGAAGCAACCUUCAAAUGCCUUCAUUUACUACGCUCGUCGUCUCUCUCAACAACAUGAUAUUCUUCACAAUUUUGAUCGAUUCUCUUUUCGCCGCCUCUUGCCAUCCCUUUCUUGGAUUGCUCGCGCUCUUCGUGUUCCCGAGGACGAUAUUCUUCGCAAUUUUGGUCUUGAUGCUCUUAUCAUCAUCCGCCUCUUCAAAUUUGGUAUCAGAUUCUUUGUUGUUUGCUCAUUCAUUGGGUUGCUUAUACUACUUCCGAUCAAUUACUUUUCCGAGUCCUCGCAUCCCAGCCAUUUACAUUACAUGAAUUCGUUUACCAUAUCAAAUAUCAAUGCAGGGUCUAAUAGGCUGUGGGUGCACUUUUCUUGCUUAUGGUUCAUAUCCUUGUAUGGAUUGUACAUGUUGUAUAAGGAAUAUAGAACUAUUUUGUCCAAAAGAACUCUGUGGCUUCACAAAUUAAAGGAUCGAGCCGAUCGCUUUACUGUUUUAGUUCGAGAAAUUCCCCUUUGUGCUGAACAUAAAAGCUAUGGAUGCAGUGUAUAUCACUUCUUCACAAGACAUUAUCAAUAUUCUUUCCAAUCGCAUCAAAUCUUGUAUGAUGGAAGGGAUCUUGAUUUGUUGCGGGAACAGGCAAUGUUGAUACAAAAAAAGCUACAACAAAUGAAAGAGAAGUCCAUGAAAAAGAAAUCUAAUAAGAAAGAUUCGCUUUUUGAAUCAUUGAGAGGAGAGGCGUCAAAAAUAGCAUUGCUGGAAGAGAAGCUUCACAAAAUAUGUGGUGUCAUAUGUGGUUUGCAGAAUGAAACUUUGCUUCAGCAAAUGGAGUUGCCUGCUGCUUUUGUGACAUUUAAGACUCGGAUUGGAGCUGCGCUUGCUGCCCAGUCCCAACAUCAUCCACAUCCUUUUUUAUGGAUCACAGAACAAGCUCCAGAACCUAGAGAUUUAUUAUGGAAGAACUUGUCAACCCCUUCUCGUAGAAUGUUGCUGUACAAAAUUGGGUUCUAUCUUGCUGCAACACUUCUCACAAUUUUCUUUGCUGUCCCAGUAGCAGCUGUUCAAGGUAUAGCAAAAUUUGAAAAGCUGAAGAAUUGGUUUCCUCCGGCCAUGGCCUUACAGUUAAUACCAGGACUAGGAUCAGUCGUCACAGGAUUACUACCUGGUCUUAUCCUUAAUGGAUUUAUUUAUAUUGUUCCUUAUUCAAUUCUUGGGAUGGCCCAGUUAGCAGGCUAUUCCUCAACAAGUCAGACCGAAAUUAAGGUCUGUAAUAUGGUAUUCUACUUUCUAGUUGGGAAUGUCUUCUUCUUGAGUUUGUUAUCAGGAUCUCUGUUAGAUGAACUUGGAGAGUCUUUCAGUCAUCCGGGUAAUUUUCCUAAUCGCCUGGCACAUGCUGUUGCAGCUCAGGCUGAUUUUUUCACAACAUACAUCCUGUCAGAUGGACUAUCUGGUUUCUCGCUAGAAAUAUUGCAGGCUGGCUUACUGACAUGGGAUGCCAUAAAAAGACAUACUUUUUGUCGGGGAAAGAAAAAUUCUCCUUAUCUGUAUUCGCUACCUUAUUUCAGAGUUAUCCCAUUUGUUUGUCUGUGCUUACUGAUCGGCAUGGUUUAUGCACUUGUUGCUCCCUUGCUGCUUCCUUUUCUUGUUGGCUAUCUAUACACAGGAUAUGCCGUCUACAUGAACCAGAUGGAGGAUGUAUAUCCAACUGUUUAUGAGACUUGCGGACAAUAUUGGCCAUACAUCCAUUCGUACAUAUUUGUUGCUCUCGUUCUCACGCAAAUUACUAUGAUUGGUCUUUUUGGAUUGAAGUCAAAGCCUGGGGCGGUAGUUGCUACUUUACCACUUCUCGUUUUCACGUUGCUGUUCAAUGAAUACUGCAAACUCCGUUUUCUUCCUUCUUUCUGCCAAAAUACCAUCCAGGAUGUCAAAGAAGAUGAUGAGACGGACGAGAAAGAAGGCACUCUAGAAAUCAACUCUCGGAAUGCUGCAGAUGCAUAUUACCCACCUUUCUUGAAACCGAUUAGCUUUCCUGAAGAAGGAUCGAGCUCUAGAAAUCAUCAGCAACCAGUCUAGUUUUUAAUUGAUGCCAGAAUUCAGAAUAGCGACUUAAGCCAGAAUGCCUAUUUUGUACCGUCUUCAUGGCGUUAUAGAUAAUACUUAUGACAAGCAGUUUUCAGGGAACUCUGUAGGAUAUAUGUGAUAGUUGACGCAAAUCUUGGUUUCCCUUCUUGUAAUGACAAAGGGUGUUUGGCUAAAUAGUUUGUCGUAAAAUUUUAUCUUGUUUAGGUACAAAUAGUUGAUUGUCUGGUUAAAUCAUAAUAUGUUCAAAAUCAACUUAGAUUAAUACCUAAAUUGCU